AUCUUCGGCUCUUCAAAUAUAUAAAUGUUCCACGUUGAGUAAUGAAAUCUUUUAUAUUAAUCUGGAUGAAGUCCAUGCUAAAUGUUACAGAAUGCCUUUCUGGAAUUCUAUAUCGAUGGAUGAUAGUGACAGUAAUGAAGAUCAUUUGCCUCAAUACAUUGUCGCUGCUAUUGUACAUAGCGAGAAGGCGAAAUGGAGGGACGACCGAAGCGCAGCAUUGCAAAACCUUCCCGCUAUUAGACCACUUCCUCCGAUGACGAAUUACCAAAACGCAAGAAGAUCCCAUUAAAGACCGUUACGGUUGGAGACAUCGACAAGGAUAUCGGUCAUCUCAAAGGAAUUUUGAAGAACCCAGAUAAUUCAACCUAUAUGGAUGAGAAUACUUUUCAUACUAAUAUUUAUACACAAGAACACACAGACACACAAUCAUACAUUCCUAUCCAUACGCAAUCACAAACAAACAUUCAACCUUAUAUAUCCACUGCAACACAUUUAACAUCACAUCCUCACACAUCUAUUCACGCCGUCGAUACAUCACACUCGAUACAUACAUUACCCGCUCAUUCUUCCAUAGCUAAUCAUAUAGAUAAUACUACUCAUGCUAAUAGUAUAGAUAAUAUUACUUUUACAAAUAAUACAUAUCAGUUUCAGAAUACAACUCAGUUUCCGAAUAAAUUAAGAACAUGGCCGGCACAGGAAAGUAUUUCUCAAAUAAACGAGUAUCAGGUGAAUCAUACUGAAAUUCCACGAUUCACAGAAGGAACGGACUACAAACGGAUAACGCAAGAAAAAUUGAGCAGCAUUGAUGCCGAGCUCAAAAGAAUGAAUGGUUUGCUGCACAACCUUUUGAAAUGCGUGCAAAGCAACAAUGACCGCGAUCGCGUACCGCGUAAGCCAGCCUGUUUGCCCAUAUCAUCCGUGAUCGAAAUGGAUGCUUUUGAAGAUAUCGACGAUAACGAUUUUCGUGAAGUUGUGAAUUAUUUCAAAUACAUCGGCGGAUUCAAUUUAAAGGAAGCGGUAAAUCUGUGCCUGAAGGAGGGAUUACAGGACUCGGUAACGCCGUCAUUCACUUGGUGGGGUCGAGAAAAAGAUCAACGGCCGUUAUAUAAUACCCGCUUUGUUAUCGCUAUUUAUGAAGCGAUAAGCAGCAAUCGUUAUUUCAAUAAGCCGACUCGGUCAGAAUUUCAACUUCAAAUACGAGAAGCUCUUAGAACGGCCAAGGAGAGAUGCAGAAGUAAGGCGCAUAAGCGACGCACACGAACAGACAAUCACAGGCAUGAUUUUUGGAGCGACGAUGUUCCUGAACAGAUCGAAGAUGAAAGAGCGGACGAGUAAGGAUGCGUAAGACGAGCAGACGCGCAGACGAUCUUUAUAGAGUAAAGAUAAGUACAAAUUUUCUUUUUAACAUUUUUCAAUUAUAUUCCUGAAUUCUUUCUAAUAUAUAAAAAUGUUUAUUUGUUUUUUUUUUAGAUUUUCAGCUUUUCUUUCAGUAGACUUCGCUGUGGUCGCGAAGAUAGGCACUUUUCAGUGCCACUUUAAUUUGGUGGAAUCAAUUUAUUAUGGUGGAACAUUAUUUGCAUAUUAAUCGGCACUUUUCAGUGCCAAUAAUUUCUCUCUAUUUUUAUCAACACUUUUCAGUGCUAAAAUAUUAGUAUUCUUCUCCAUAUGCACGUCUUAAAUUAUAUUUUGUGUGUAUUUUUCAGGUUGCUUCAAUGAUCAACGAGAUAACGAGAUCUUCGGAACCCGGCUGCAUAUUCCUCGCAUAAACUGCUCCGCAACAGCAUAUAUUAUAGUAUACGUACUAUUUUUGUAGCACUAUUGUGUUGUAUUAUGAUAUGUAUAGUAGUAUUUUCAACAUCAAAUUCUAUUAUAUGUUGAAAAUACUCUUAUGUGUACUUGUAUUUUAUAACAUAAAUUUUUUUGUAAACGUUUGAUAUCUACAUAUGUAAUA
Linepithema humile (Argentine ant) is the source of this 1951-nucleotide messenger RNA. RefSeq lists its product as uncharacterized. The record is from RefSeq and is a predicted model, not a curated record. Lineage: Eukaryota; Metazoa; Arthropoda; Insecta; Hymenoptera; Formicidae.